AUGGCAGCUCCCGUGAACAGUGUGGGUAAAACCUCAGCUGACCGUUUACAGGUUAAUUGUACGAGCUUUCAGAAGAAAACAAGGAGUAAAUUGAUCUCUAUACCCGGGACGAGACCUUCGGUCCAAAACGGACAGCUCUUAGUUUCAACCGGUGUCACGUCGCUGGACUACCUGCUCGGUGGUGGAUUAGCAGUUGGUACAGUGCUUCUCAUUGAGGAGGACCGAUUUGACAGCUAUUCCCGCAUGAUCUUGAAGUACUUUCUGGCAGAGGGAGUGGUGUGUCGGCAUGAACUCUUUGUGGCAACAGCUCAAGAUAACCCUGAUGAAAUCCUACAGGAGCUUCCAGCCCCUAUAUUGGAUGAUGUUGCUGUUCCUAAACCUGUGGAGCAGCCUAGACUGACUGGUGAACCCCAGGACAGUUUGGAUGCCAUGAAGAUUGCCUGGCGCUAUCAGAAUCUGCCUAAAGUACAGAGUGCUUUGGCAUCUUCCUCUCGAUUCGGACACUACUAUGAUGUCUCAAAGACGAUGGAGGUAGAGAUUCGCCAAGCAGCCAAGUGCCACCGCUUCUACCUUCCGGAUCACAUCACCCCGUCAUCAGCAGCACACAGGGUUGAGUCCUACUCUGCCUUACUGAAGUCACUGCAAGAGGUCAUACACAGAGAAGGCUUUGAUUUGGCGACCCCCAUGUCAAAGACACGUAACAUCCUGCGUGUGGGGCUUCACUCUUUGGGUUCAGCUCUGUGGGGGGACGACCUGUGUUGCCAUGACAAACCUAGACACAGCCACGCCCUGACUACCUUUCUGUAUGGACUCCGUGCGUUGUUGAGGUCAUCGCUUUCGGUUGCUGUAGUAACCUUGCCUUCACAUCUCAUCCAGGACAGAGCUCUAAUGGGCAACAUAACCCGGCUGUGUGACAAUGCCAUCGCCCUGGAAUCAUUCAAAGGCUCUGAGAGAGAGACCAACCCUCUCUACAAAGACUACCACGGCCUGCUGUAUGUGCGCCAGGUACCUCACCUGAACUGUCUGGCGAGGCAACUCCCUGACCACAAGGAUCUGGCCUUUAAGCUCAAGAGAAAACAGUUUACUAUUGAGCGACUGCAUUUGCCUCCGGACUUGUCCGAGACGGUGAGUCGUGUCAGCAGGGGGGAGCCUGUCGUAGUGGCGUCUGCCUGUGGCUCCAGCGCUUCCGGCACCAAAAACCUGGAUUUCUGACAGGAAACCAAAGACUGAAUAACUGUGGCCGUUGCCCUCUUUGCUGCGGCAAGCGGGGUGUUGCCUCGUUCAGGUGAUGUCAACUGCGAUGAAGCAGCCAACCGUUACCACCUGCCAACCAGGCCAGCCAGAGGUGAAGAUCUAAACAUCCACAACACCUCUGCUCAUAGCAAACACAUUUAUUGUUUGCAUUUAAUAUUUUUAUGCAAAUAUAUUAAGUUGUCAUGAUUUUGUCCGCACGUUAAAUGGUAAUCAUCUAGAAUGUCAUAAAAAGUUCCAUUACAAGACAAAGUUUGUUUCUUUUUACUUUUGUUAACCACGAAAGCUUGCCUCUGCCGCCAGUGUAAUCAUGAAAUAUUUUACAGCCUUUACAGAUUCUCCAUCUUGGGAAACAUUGAAUAAUUUAGCUUUGUUCUUGGCUUUCUUUACAAACAAGAGGCAUCUGCUGUGCUGCUCCACCAUUUAAAUCAUUCUGCAAAUACAAUCUAUGUUCUGGAACAGUGCAAUGUGCUCUUGUGAAAUUAAUUAAAGAAGAGAACAAGUGUGCAAAACCCAACACGGUCUCUCUGUUGAAUCUUGGUUCAACUCUGAGGAGCGUCCUGAAUGGCAGCGCUCUGGUCUGCCUGACUGGUUUCAGGUUUAUAUAGAAAUGCUCCAGUCUAAUCCACAGAGACAUUGCUGGUGAGCGGCAUCUACAUCCACUCGCCAGAGCUGAAACAAUAGGAAUGUGGGCAGAGGGGGUGCAGGCUUCACACCUCAUGUGCUGUGUUUGAUGGAUGAGCUGCUUUAAAGAUCAAAUUAGGUCAAACAGUUACAUACAAAAUUUAAAAAAAAAUUAAACUAACAUGAAAAAUUAAAUGUUUUAUGUUUGCUUUCUUUUGUUGGAAGCUGAUACCACUUUGAAUCUUUUUGCCUGUUGAAACUUGGUAGGAUGGGUGACAGUUUGCAACAUGUGUUCAGAGCAGGUUGUGAGACACACAAAAGCUCACUUUUAUUGGAACUUCUGUUUAAUAUUUUGGUAAUGACAUAUGAAGGACUGGGAUGGACUGGCGACCUGUCCAGAACGUACCCCACCUCUCGCCUGUUGAACCCUGGCGACCCCACCAGGGAUAAGCAUGUGAGAUAAUGAAUGGAUGGAUGAACAUAUAAUGGAUUAACAUUAAAAGUGAAUUGCAGGAGAAUAGAUUAAUUAAUUAAUAGUUUUGUAAUGUUUUUAUGUUUGCUUCUUUGUGCUCCACUGUUUGACCUGUAAACAUUCUGUGCUGGUUUGCUGUUCUUUAAUUUUCAGAUUAUCAACAAACAUCAUUUGGUUUUUAUCCAUGAAUAGAACAAAAAUAUAAACCAUCUCAUAUGAUGAAGAUUUGGCAUCACGUUUAAGUGGCUGCAACUCAACUUCACUGACAAAGUCGUCAUAAUGUUUCAUGUGUCUUGUUUAUUUUUUUCUUUUGCAUCUUCCCCCAACCUUAAGCGAGCCAUUGGCUAAUUUGAACUUUUUAUGAAUUAGUUUAUGGCAGUUUACACUCCAGUUUCACAGCAACAUUGCCUCAAUUUUCAACCAGCUAUUCAAAGUGUAAUUCACCCUGCAAUGAAUAAAUGUGGCAUUCAGUUUGUGUACGUUCCUCUCAGAUUGAGUUUGCUUGUUUCCACAUUCACAGUCUAAAUGUGUUUUUAAAUGAAGUCAUGGUUUCAAUUAUGCGGUGUUGGAUUUAUGGCCACACUAUUCAUGAUAAAGGGUAAAGUUGAUUUCAAUUUUUUCGGGUAAAGCUUCAAGGUUUUCCUGAUUGGUUCUUCCAGGGCUCAGCAGUGGGUUGAACAAGAUCACCACAAGUAGCCUUUUGUUUGUAACACAUAUUUUCUGUUAUCAAUAACCACAAAGUAUUUUAGGUCUAGUUAUACAACUAAGUAAUCUUAUCAUUUUAUAGACAUUUUUCUUUUGACUUGAAUCUUGUCUGAUUUCUAUUCAACAACAAACUUCCUGGUUGAGUGAGUGAAAGCAAUUUAGAAACUAAAUCUUCUUGAAGUAUGAUUCAUCUUGGGCUCAGCUGUAAUUGUGCUUUAAGUUUUGUGAAGAAAAGUAAUUACACAAAUUACAUUUGAGUUGUAGAAUUGUUCACUUCUAUAAGAAGAUACCUUUUGAAAUGCAACUGCAACAAAAGUUUCAAAUAGGUAAUAUGGGACUAAGUGUAUGAAUGUGUCCUUACAGCAGCUGUUCAUGUCCUUUUGACUCCUAACAAAUCUGUUUUCCAGAAGUUGCUUUAUGUUAGAGCUCACUUUCCUUUGGGUCAAGGCGCACUACGCCGCAGUUCCGUUUGAAAGUCCAACAUUUCUAAACCAAACAAAAUUUUUUUGAAAACUUUGCUUUGAUGCACCACAUGUAUUGGUCCAGGUUUUUGCUACAACCUAUGUACUUGUAUUAUUUAACAAGAACACGCUAUUACAUAGACUCUGUCUGUUGUGCUCGCUCCCACAGACCGCGGAGAAUUUAAGUGCCGCCUUCUGUUCUCUGCGGUUUGAACUCACGUUAAGAUCUCUCGAAAUGAACCCACCUCAAUAAAGAAUGGAUCUGAAAGCACAAA
Xiphophorus hellerii (green swordtail) is the source of this 3788-nucleotide messenger RNA. RefSeq names its product elongator acetyltransferase complex subunit 4 (gene elp4). The record is from RefSeq and is a predicted model, not a curated record. The coding region runs from base 1 to 1212 and encodes 403 amino acids. Lineage: Eukaryota; Metazoa; Chordata; Actinopteri; Cyprinodontiformes; Poeciliidae. The transcript is spliced from 10 exons. Gene Ontology annotation, cellular component: elongator holoenzyme complex; transcription elongation factor complex; cytoplasm. Gene Ontology annotation, biological process: tRNA wobble uridine modification.